Messenger RNA from Melanaphis sacchari, 1839 nucleotides. Its product is annotated as cytokine-inducible SH2-containing protein-like. Gene Ontology annotation, biological process: intracellular signal transduction; phosphatidylinositol phosphate biosynthetic process. Gene Ontology annotation, molecular function: 1-phosphatidylinositol-3-kinase regulator activity. NCBI's taxonomy places the organism in Eukaryota, Metazoa, Arthropoda, Insecta, Hemiptera, Aphididae. The transcript has 2 exons. The record is from RefSeq and is a predicted model, not a curated record. Gene Ontology annotation, cellular component: phosphatidylinositol 3-kinase complex. Bases 752 to 1768 code for a protein of 338 amino acids.
UUCGUUCUACCACCGCCGCCGCCGUUGCUCGGAGGCAGCUGCUUGCGUCGACGGCCGUUUGUCGUGCGUUCGACGCGUGUGCGUGCGCGCGCGCCCGCACCCGCCGUCGCCGUAGUGCCGCACCGUGGUGUGUGCGUGCGGAGGAGUGAUUGUCGGGUCGGUCGACAGACGGACGACAUCGGAGACACACCGCCACGCCGGUGGUAAAGAACCGCCGCCACACUACAUAAUAUCGUAGACCGUAGUCAGUACUGGACCGGCACGCGAACCGUUUCGGCGUGGUUCAUUCCAACCGACCGUCGUCCGCGGAGAAUAAUUGUGUUGUGCGAGUGUACGCGUCUUCGUCGUUGUACCGGCGCACGUUUCCGUUUCCGUCCACACGUUUCUAUUGUGAAUUAUGUGAAAAAUAUAUUAUUAUUAUUAUUGUUUAAAUCGUAACAAUAGUGCGACGGUUAUCAAUUAAAAUUAAAUCGUUCUAGCCUUUUUUUUUCGCUUUUCUCUCUUAACAAUGGUAGCUUACUCGAUGCGCACUCGAAUUAAUCCGAUACUACUGCAGAAGAAUACACGUUGUUUAUCUUCUCACACUCUUCGGUUCGACGACGGCUUAUAAGUCUAAAGGUGUUAUUAUUAUUUUUUCUACGGACUACAAACACGCAUUACAGUGGCCGCGACCGUACGGGCGGCACUCAUUCCGCGCACGAGUCGUCGUUGACGUCGGUCGCAGUUCCGGUGUACGGGCCAUGGGUAGAAGAUGUUAGACAUUCCGUGCUGGAAAACGGGCCGGCCGGACAACGGGAACAAUGGCGGCGUUUCGGUCGCACCGCCCGCGGCCCUGGUCCAGGACGCGGACAAGUCGAUGCGGUUGCAGGCGUGCUGGAUCCGGUUGUGGGACAGGUGGGCGUGCGAACAGCGCAACGUGGUCCUGUACCAGAUGCACAUCAAUCACGCGCUGUCUCGGGAACGGUCCAAGCUAGCGCUGGCCGGCGGCCGGCUGGUGUCGUGCAGGCGUAUCAAGCAGCAGCAGCAGCAGGCGGAACCGUCGGGUUCCCGGUGCAGUAGCGCGACCGUCACGGCGGCCGGUGCUGCGACCACGUUGCCCUCGGCCGUCAGGUCGGCCACGGUGCACCCAGCCGGUCGGCACAUCGACCACGACGCCGCGGUGGUUGCGCCGCCCAUCGGGUCGGACGCCGUGGACGCCCGCGACCUCCGCGUGCUGUCCACGGCCGUGGACCGGCUCCGGGCGUCCGGCUGGUACUACGAGGGCGCCGAGGCGCAGGCCUGGGCCGCGAACGCGCUCGCCGGCAUGCCCGCCGGCCGGUUCUGCGUUCGCGAUUCCAGACACUCGGAACACCUGUUCACGAUGGACGUGCAGACCGGCCGCGCCGGCGAUUCGCGGCUCAUGAGCGUCCGGCUCACGUACGCGGACGGCGUGUUCGGGCUGGACUCGAUGCCCCGGCGAGCGGACGCGCUCAGCGUACCAAAGUUCCGGUGUCCGAUCGAGCUGAUCGACUACUACGUCCGGCUGUCCCGGAUCGAAUCUGUCCGCCAGGUGGACGUGUGCCCCGUGUGGACCGACCUCCGCGGCAAGUUCUACUCGUGGAUGAACCUCCGCCGGCCGAUGGUCAAGUCCACCGCCGCCGGGUUUCCGUCGCUGAAGCACAUGGCCCGUCUGGUCAUCAACCGGCACAAGAAACUCAUCACCAUCACCCCUACAUCACUACCAAACGAACUGAUCGAAUAUUUACUUCAAUAUCCGUAUAGCCUGUGAUUAUAUUAUUAUAAUAUUGUAUAAUUAUUAUUUUUUACAUCGUCUGCGUUAUAUUUUCACUACUACUACUA